Lathyrus sativus (Indian pea) is the source of this 1242-nucleotide messenger RNA. The record is from the annotation of a GenBank genome assembly. NCBI's taxonomy places the organism in Eukaryota, Viridiplantae, Streptophyta, Magnoliopsida, Fabales, Fabaceae.
AUGGAUUCAAAAAAGUUUCAUAUUCAAGAAAAUUCCGAUCCUAACCCUUCUUCAACUGAUGUUUAUCAUCUUGCUUUGGAUAUUGGAGGAUCUCUUUGUAAACUAGUAUACUUCACAAAAGACGAUGAUCAUUUUGUGGACGGUGAGGCAGAGAUAUCUUCUAGAAGUGCUUCAGAGAAAUCCAAAGGCAAUAGGAACCAUCCUGUUCUUAAAGGAAGGCUCAAUUUCAAGAAGUUCGAAACAAGCAAGAUAAAUGAUUGUAUAGAUUUUAUCAAAACCAUGAAACUUCAUCUUGGAGGUGUUCAGCAGCAAGAAAAUCCUGGAAAUCAGCCAAUAUCUAUCAAGGCCACAGGUGGUGGACCAUACAAAUAUGCAGACUUAUUCAAGGAAAGACUAGGGAUAACUCUUGACAAGGAAGAUGAAAUGGAUUGUCUUGUCGCAGGAGCAAAUUUUCUUCUCGAGGUAGUUGACCGAGAAGCCUUUACCUAUAUGGGUGAUCAAAGACAAUUUAUGCAGAUUGAUCAAAAUGACCUGUAUCCCUAUCUGCUCGUUAAUAUCGGUUCUGGUGUUGGCAUGAUAAAGGUAGAAGGAGAUGGAAAGUUUGAGCGAGUCAGUGGAACGAGUAUAGGUGGAGGCACUUUCUGGGGUUUAGGAAAGCUUUUAACUAAGUGCAAGAGUUUUGACGAGUUACUGGAAUUGAGUUAUCAGGGCAACAACAGAGCGGUAGAUAUGCUCGUCGGAGAUAUUUAUGGUGGAAUGGACUAUUCAAAGAUUGGUCUUUCAUCAACAGCAAUAGCCUCUAGUUUUGGAAAGGCAAUGUCUGAUAAUAAGGACCGUGAAGAUUACAAACCCGAAGAUAUUGCUCGUUCUCUUCUAAGAAUGAUCUCAAAUAAUAUUGGACAGAUCUCGUACUUAAAUGCCCUUCGAUUUGGGCUGAAGAGGAUUUUCUUUGGUGGAUUUUUUAUUCGGAGGCAUCCUUUUACAAUGGAUACACUAUCUGUUGCUGUUAAUUUCUGGUCUAAAGGUGAAGCGAAAGCAAUGUUCUUACGGCAUGAAGGAUUUCUCGGAGCAGUAGGGGCAUUCAUGAGUUCUGAUAAACAUGGCCUCAAGGAGUUAUUGGUCAAACAAAAUACCCAACAAAGUCCCACCAAGUUAUCCUUUGCUGUUAAUAAAUUGCAAGGUCCACUCGACGGAGAGUUAAACGGAGAUGAAAGUAUAGAGUGUAGUGUCUAUGCAGCUUAG